This is a messenger RNA of Ylistrum balloti, 3033 nucleotides long. Its product is annotated as atrial natriuretic peptide receptor 1-like. Gene Ontology annotation, molecular function: ATP binding; guanylate cyclase activity; protein kinase activity. Gene Ontology annotation, biological process: protein phosphorylation; cGMP biosynthetic process; intracellular signal transduction. The transcript has 24 exons. Gene Ontology annotation, cellular component: membrane. Lineage: Eukaryota; Metazoa; Mollusca; Bivalvia; Pectinida; Pectinidae. The record is from RefSeq and is a predicted model, not a curated record.
AUGUAUAGUGUUUUACAUUUACUCGUCUUUACGAGUCUAGUCGUUAGUACACGACCAAACACAACAACCCUAAAACUUCUACUGCUGUUACCGGAACGGAAAGGUACCUUUUACUACCCAUUUGGAAUGGAGAAAACAGGAGCAGCAGUUUACGUCGCCUUGGAUGAUAUCAACGCCGAGGGCCUCCUGGGAAACAUCACAAUAGAAGUUGAGAGAGUGAACACUAAAUGUAACGACGUGUACGGCUUGGGUGUGACCACUGAUCAUCUGCACGCACACACGUACCACGGUAUUAUUGGUCCUCAAUGCUCGGGAGUGUGUCGACACAUCGGAAGACUAGCUGCCUAUCACAACCUGCCUUGUUUGACAGGCGUCUGUCAAGAUACGGAAAUGCUCAACAAAGACACAUUCAAGACACUGACCAGACUCCUAGGAACUUUUGACAAGGUAGGGCACGCCAUAAGAGGAAUUAUGGUCCAUUUUAAGUGGAAACGGAUUGGAAUUAUUUCUCAGAAACACACGGACAGAAUUUGGAAAUACACACGGGAAGCUGUAGAAGAGGUGGUGACCGGGUCUGGUAUGUUGGUAGCCGUAAGUAAGGAAUACGAUGGUGCCACAAAUGAUAGUCUCCGGUCCAUUCUGGUAGAGGUGACGGCCGUGUCCCGAAUAAUUAUUCUUGCUGUACGGGGCGAGACAUUACGGCAGCUGAUGAUAAUUGCUCAUGAAAUGGGACUUACAUCAGGGACAUGCAUGUUUAUUUCCGUGUAUUAUUAUGCCUCGUCGAGAACGUUUGGCGAUAUAUCCUGGAAACAGAACGACGAAUUCGAUGAUGUAGCAAAGACAGCGUAUACUUCUCUGAUUUUUGUAUCUUACCUGACACCACUGAAUCACCUGUACCGGAAGUUCGAGGACGACGUGAAAUCUAGGUCAAGCACGUUGUUCAACUACACAUAUGAAGCAGAUGAAGGGCUACCCUACCCGGCAGCAAACCUGUAUGAAGCAAUGUACUUGUACGCUCUGGCUGUUAAUACGACUUUAGAAAGAGGAAAUGACGUCACCGACGGACUAGUUCUUACUAAUGCACUUUGGAACAAGACAUUUUCAAGUGUUACAGGCAAUGUCUCACUUAAUGCCAUCGGAGACAGACAACAAGGUUACAAGGUGGAACAAGUAACUUCCGGAACUUCUUUUAGUCUGAAGCAAAUUGGCCAGUACCUGUCCGAAGUUGGUCACUAUGAGGAAGAAACUGGUGUGUCUCCAGUGUGGCCGGGACCAUAUCCACCUUCAGAUAGCCCAGUAUGUGGCUACAGUGGAGAACAUUGUAAAGGUUUGACAGAGGCAGAUAUCAUCCGUAUCCUGAUUUUUACAUUUGUUUGCAUCAUUUUGUUGGUUGUGCUACUCAGCUUUAUUAUUCAGCAACUAUAUGUAAGAAAAGUAAAGAAUAAAUUAAAAGAACAGUUUUGGAGAGUACAUAAGGAUGAGAUCACCUUUAAUACAACGUCACUUUUUGCUUUCUCUACGGGAUCGACGGUCAUGAUUAAAAGUUUUGACGAUGUCAUACCCGACCUAAGGACGGAUGUGAAAGAAUUCCAGAAGUUGAGAGAACUAGAUCACAGGAAUGUGGCCAAGGUACUGGGUUUCUGCAUAGACACCGCCCACUUUUAUAUACUGACGGAGUACGCAUCUAAAGGUAGUUUAAUGGAUAUCCUGGAGAACGAAGAUAUUAACUUGGACUGGGAUUUCAAGUACUGUUUGAUUUGGGACAUUUUACGGGGACUUGAAUACAUUUUCCAUGGUAGCAUUAAGUAUCACGGAAACCUGAAGAGUUCAAACUGCGUUGUUGAUGGUCGCUUUGUCCUCAAACUCACGGAUAUAGGACCACGGCGUUGGAUUAACUCAAAACGGAAGUGUCCAAGAGAUUUGCUUUGGACUUCUCCUGAAAUACUGAAAUAUCAAGGACCACUUCCCGCUUCGAUGGGUCAACCUGGAGACAUCUACUCUCUUGGUAUCAUGAUGCACGAGAUCUUACAACGGAACGGACCUUUCGGUGUUGAACUAGGAGGAAUCACGCCGGAAAAUAUUAUUGAAUCUGUGGUUAACCACAAGUCAGAUGUAGCUUUCCGACCGGUGUUCGAACUGAACUCGUGCCCAAAUUACCUCGUGACUUUAAUCCAAUCGUGCUGGGAUGAAAAGCCCCAUUAUCGCCCCGUGCUAAAGGAUGUCAUAAAGCGUCUUAACGAAGUUACACAAAAUAAGUAAGACAACUUUUUCGAUAAUCUCCUGAAGCGGAUGGAGCAGUACGCAAACAAUUUGGAGGAUAUCGUGGGACAACGAACAGAUCAAUACUUACAAGAAAAACAGAAAGCUGAAAAUCUUCUCUAUCAACUGUUACCAAAAUCCAUAGCGACUCAAAUCCAGUUGACGGGUACGGUGGAGCCGGAGCAUUUCGACUCCGUGACCAUCAUGUUUUCCGAUAUCGUGCACUUCACCUCUUUGUCUGCGGAAUCUACUCCGAUGGAGAUUGUUCAGAUGUUGAACGAAUUAUAUUUGGCCUUUGACGACACCAUUGAUGAGUUCGAUGUAUAUAAAGUGGAGACAAUUGGUGACGCUUACAUGUGUGUGUCCGGGCUGCCACAAAGAAACACCUAUCACUUUAAAGAGAUGGCAAAGUUGUCGGCGUCUAUAAUGAAACUAGCCGACUCCUUUGUGAUCAGACAUCGACCAGAUAUGUGCCUUCAACUCAGAGUAGGCAUCCAUUCAGGGUCUUGUGUAGCUGGUGUGAUCGGACAAAAAAUGCCUCGAUAUUGCUUAUUUGGAGACACAGUCAACACGGCCUCAAGGAUGGAAAGCACGAGCGAAGCUUGCGCGAUCCAAGUCAGCAACAUCACAGCAAAUUUGCUCAUGGAUGAUCCCUCAAUGAUUCUUACAGAGCGUGGACAAAUGGAGAUAAAGGGGAAAGGACAAAUGACAACCUACUUCCUGGAUUGGAGACAGACAGAACCAUGCAAGCUAGCGAAAUCUAAGUCUGACUAA